Messenger RNA from Poecilia reticulata (guppy), 4314 nucleotides. It is a transcript of the gene kif3cb, whose product is annotated as kinesin family member 3Cb. Gene Ontology annotation, cellular component: microtubule. The record is from RefSeq and is a predicted model, not a curated record. Gene Ontology annotation, biological process: microtubule-based movement; mitotic cell cycle. NCBI's taxonomy places the organism in Eukaryota, Metazoa, Chordata, Actinopteri, Cyprinodontiformes, Poeciliidae. Gene Ontology annotation, molecular function: microtubule motor activity; microtubule binding; ATP binding.
UGUCUGGUCUCCAUUGUCCGCAGAGCAGGGUGUGUACAGCUGGGAUGCUGCGUGGUCGGAGGGGGGGUAGCUGGCUGGCUGGCUGGGUGAACGGGUGUUUUCCCUUCAGCACCAUCCUUAUUUCGUCUCUCCUUCCAUCGCUCGCUUCCUGGGAAGAUGCCCGGGACGGAAGAGAUGCAGCGCGGGGGUGAUGAGAAGCGGCCCGGGCUGAAUUAGACGGGGCGUGUCUGUCGGUCGUUUUUGCUGCUGUCAUCGCCGCUGCACCUGCGUGGAGGAGAGGAACGACUGACUCAGCUCCGGAGAAUGGCUAUGUAACUCGGUGAGGGACAUCAGCGGCAUAAACACUAAAUGAUCGAGAGGGAAAGAGAGAAAGAAAGAGAGGGGGGAAAAAUGUCUGCGGGCAAACACUGCGAGGCGGUCAGGGUGGUGGUCCGCUGCCGGCCGUUCAGCAGGAGAGAGGAGACAGCGGGGUGUGAGAACAUCCUAGAGGUGGAUGACAGACUGGGGCAGAUCACCAUCAGGAACCCGAAGGCGCCACCUGAUGAGCCGAUGAAAGUCUUCACGUUUGACUCGGUGUACGGCUGGAACUCCAAGCAAAGGGACAUCUAUGACGACGCCGUGAGACCUCUGGUGGAGUCUGUGCUCCACGGCUUCAACGGCACCAUCUUCGCCUAUGGGCAAACCGGGACUGGCAAGACCCACACCAUGCAGGGGAUGUCGAAGGACCCGGAGAAGAGGGGUGUCAUUCCCAAUUCGUUCGAGCACGUCUUCACCCAGAUAUCCAGAAGCCAGAACCAGAAGUAUCUGGUGAGGUCGUCCUAUCUUGAGAUCUACCAGGAGGAGAUCAGGGAUCUCCUGUGCAAGGACAACAACAAGAAGCUGGAGCUCAAAGAGAAUCCGGACUGUGGGGUUUACGUGAAGGACCUGUCUUCGGUGGUGACGAAGAACGCCACCGAGAUCGAGCACGUCAUGAACAUCGGAAACCAGUCCAGGUCGGUGGGCUUCACCAACAUGAACGAGCGCAGCUCCAGGUCCCAUGCCAUUUUCCUCGUGACCGUAGAAUGCAGCGAAAGAGGCCCCGACGGCGAGGACCACAUCCGCGUUGGGAAGCUGAACAUGGUCGACUUGGCUGGAAGCGAGCGCCAGAGCAAGACGGGCGCCAAGGGGAAGCGUCUGAAGGAGGCGGCCAAGAUCAACCUGUCCCUCUCCGCACUGGGGAACGUCAUCUCGGCCCUGGUGGACGGGAAGAGCACCCACGUCCCGUACAGAGACUCCAAGCUGACCCGCCUGCUUCAAGACUCUCUGGGUGGCAACGCAAAGACGGUGAUGAUCGCAACAGUGGGGCCCGCUCACAAGAACUUUGACGAAACCGUGGCAACCCUGAGGUACGCCAGCAGAGCCAAGAGGAUAAAGAACAAGCCUCGGAUUAACGAGGACCCCAAAGAUGCCCUACUGAGGGAGUUCCAGGAGGAGAUCGCACGCCUGAAGGCUCAGCUGGAGGAGCGGGGCAUGCUGGCAAAGGAGAGGCGCCGGAGGAGGAGAGACAGCAAAAGACUGAGCAAAAGCCUGGCGGGUAUGGAGGAGGAUAUCCUUUGCGAGAAGGACGGAGAUGUGUGGAAGGCGGCCGAGGAGGCAGAAGGAGACGGGAGGCGCUGCUUGAUUGAUGGGGGCGACUGUGCCAAGAUCCUGACCUGCCAGGGCAGCAGUGAGAAACUGAGGAACCUAAAUCUAAACAGAAGAAGUCUGGGGGACAUGCAGUGGGAUCAAGACGCGGUGGAGAAAAUCAUCGAGAAAUACAAGGCCAUGGAGAGCAAACUGUUGGUCGGUGGAAAGACCAUCAUUGAUCACACCAAUGAACAGCAGAAAAUACUGGAGCAGAAAAGACAAGAAAUAGCGGAACAGAUACGGAGAGAGCGAGAGAUCCAGCAGCAGAUGAUGUUGCAAGAUGAAGAGACCUUGGAAAUCAGAGAGACGUUCUCCUCCCUGCAGCAGGAGGUGGAACAUAAGACAAAGAAGCUGAAGAGGCUGUAUGCUAAACUCCAGCUGCUGAGGGGAGAGAUGAAAGACAUCUUUGACGAGCACGUCACAACCCGACAAGAACUGGAAGAGACUCAGGAAGAACUAACCAGAGAACUCAAGUACAAAUAUCUUCUGAUUGAGAAUUUCAUUCCCCCCGAGGAAAAGAACAAGAUCAUGAACAGGCUGCAGUUCGACAGCGAGGAAGAUCAGUGGUGGCUACAACCAGUUGUUCCUUCAGAGAGUACACCCACUCAGGUCAAGAGAAGGCCUCUUUCUGCUGUGGGAUACAAGAGGCCAAUCAGCCAAUAUGCACAGAUGGCUGUCGCCACCGCUACUGGGACCCCAUUUAGAUACCAGGCAGAAAACGUAAUGCUGCUGGAGUUAGACAUGUCCCCACCGACCAUGUUCACCUUGAACCUAAACGGCGAAUGCCUGGAGAGAGCCUUAACCCCCAGGCUGCUGCCGGAUCUGUCGCUGAAUGUGCGCGCAAGAGGCGCGUCGUCUUCAAGGGUCAGGAAGUCCCAGUCCUGGUAUCAGGCGCCACAAGCUGCAUCUGUCACAUCGUCCUCAUCCUCCACUACUCUCACAUGUGAACCUCAGAGCUGCUCUCCCUCUCCGAGACAAAGACCGUACUCUGCUGCGUAUCUUUCUUUGGGAGGACCGGUCCAAACAAGCCCCUGAUUUUCUGUCAGGGGCUUGUUCCAUCCGGUUAGAGAUGGAAGUUAAGGAGGAUCCAUGUUUAUUAAUUCAUUUUUGAAGCUGAGUUUAUUUAAAAAAGUAGAGUAGUUUAACUGAAAAUGUUCUAAUUUCUUAGUUUCAGCAUGUUAUACCUAACCUUUGUUUUAUUUGACCGAGUGAUUUUUUGUUUUGCAUCUUUUACAGUCAUGAUAAAAAUGCAAGUGCUUUUAUGCGUAAGUAAUCUCAGAUGAAAAUGAUCAAAUACUGGUCUUUUCACCCCUCUGCCAUUUUUUAAAUUAUUAUUAUUAUUUUUUAUUUUUUUUUUGCCUUUUGGGUACAUAAUGGUGCAGUGUACUGCAGGAUGUCUUUGCACUGACAGGGAUGUUUUUAGCCCACUUAUUUGAAAACUACUCCCAAAGAAAUGACUCCAGAAAACACAGCUUUUCAGAAUGGAGUCGCCUAGACCCAUUUUAGCUUGUUCAGGCGGCGAAGGGGUCGGGUUUCAGAAGAAUCAGCUGAGCUAUACAGGAAUCAAACAACAAUCUGUGGAAAAUGGAAGCAAUCCAAAUUCAAUUCAGCUUUACUUGGGAUUUACUUUACAUUAAAAAAUGUUAAAAUUGCUUGAUCGGGAAAAAAAUAUGCAAUCAAACAAAAUAUACGAUCAGACAAAAUAUUUUAUUGUUUAUUUUUUAUAGGUAUGCCAUAAUAUAGAUUUAAUGUGCAACCAUUAAAUCUGCAUUAAAUGUACCUAAAUAACUAGUCAUCAGAAAGUCUGAUCUCCUCUACUAAUCAUUAUUAUCUAUAAGCAAUUAGGAACGUUUUUGCACGGUGACCAAGUGGAAAGGUACUUUUUGUCAUCUUAAAGAAGUAAUUGUUGCCAUUGUCAGUCUAAGAAAGAUAUAACAGCGUUUUCUUGACUAAAAAACAAACAAAAUCCAAGCACAAUGACAGCUGAACAACUUGUAGUAUCUGGAACAAUGCCUUUUAGAUGUGUAACUGUUGAGCAUGGUGGUGGAGAGGUGAUGAUGUGGGCUUGCUUAUUGACAUCACAUCUCAAGUGUGCAAAGCUGCAUCCGAACAUCCCACAAAACGUCUGGAGCUAAAUCUAUUCUUGCCUUAAAUGCUCCCAAAAAGAAAAAGAAAGUUGUGCACCUUUCAGUAACUCUUUGUAGCAAUGUUUUUAAGAUGCACUCAGUGCUUUAGCAUUCUGUUUUAAUAUUUGUUUAGUAAAUAAUAUUUAAACAGAGUCGCUCAUCUCAGAUUGUAUUAACCAAAUAUUUAGAGCCAGUAAGCUUUUUGAUUUAAUGCUUUAUUUUUUAACGUAUGGUUAUUAAAAUCUUAGAAUUGAAAGUCUGUAUGCUCACACAGUUGUAGACAAAAGAAAAGAUGGCCAUGUCUCUGCCAAACACAUCAAGGCUGACAGAAUGGGAGAACGUCCUAACGUAGCCUGUGUGCUGUACGAUGUUUUGCUGCGGUUUUCGGGCUAAUGUAAUUGUGAAUCAAAAAUGUGAAAGAAAGCUUGCAGUGCCGUCUUGAUUAGCUGCCUUACUUUUUCAUGAUUGUGGAAAGUCGACUUGCUUACAUAACAAAAUAAACACUGAAUAGUCUCGAAGUGCG